AUGGUUGAAAAUUAUAGCUUUGGACAAAGUUACUUCCAAAACCUUAGAAACUUUUACCCAAAAGUAGCUGCAAUCAAGUAUGGUUCGCAAUUUAUGCUGCAUUUUGAAGGCAAAACAUAUGAUUGUGUUGUCGAAAUUAUUGGACCUUUCCUAUUUACUAUUUCAAUUGAUAGAAAAUUUGCAAAAAUGUUUUAUAUGCCACAUUAUAUCGUAAGACUCGUUCCUCUGUCGCCUACAAUUGAAUUACUUCCAUUUAAUCCACAUUUACACAAUAAAAUACUCAUCACUUUCUUAAAUGAAGUUCAAAAAACUGUUAUGAGCAACAUAUUAAAUAAAUCAAGGGAUUCUACGAAAUUUUAUCCAGACGAAUCAAUAUCAACUAAAUAUCUACUUAAUGGAUCAGUAAUAAGUCCAGAUAAUCUUACACCAGUACCAGCCAUACUCCAACUAAGCAUACAGCAGAACUUUGGAAAGCUUCUUUUAAAUUAUAAAAGUCAAAAAAAGAUAAAUGGGAAAACAGAGUUUAAUAUUGUCAUAGAUACAUCAAUAAAUACUAUUUGUGAUGAAAGUUGGUUCCCUUCUACUCAAUUUCCUUUUAUAUUUGGCAUUCAUGAAAUUGAAGGCCAAUCUGUCUUUUUUGUAUGCGAAAACAACGAUGACUUCUACACUUCAUUCAUAUUUAUUGAUAAUUUACUAAGAAUUAUGCACAAACCAAUAUUUUUGAACAAAAUUGAACAAAAUCGAUUUGCAGAUCCAUUUCCAAUACCUUCUAUCCGCUGUAUAUGGCCCAAUUCUACUGUUUUUGAGUCAAACAUUAACGUUCCUACAUCAAAAUCUGAAAAAUUUAUUACAAAAUUAAAUUUCAAAGCAAAUAUUGAAGUUCCUGAAGUAGCAACGUCAAGAGUCAAAUUAAUUGAUUAUACAAAACCUAUUAACAGAACAAUUUUCUUUGCAAAUUCCCUAUUUCCGAAAAUUCAACUUCCAUUUCGACUAAAUCUGCCACAAGAUGUUCAAAAAGAAGACAGAAACAAGAUAAUAUCAGAUGAACUACAAAAUGUUAAAGAACAGAUCGAUUUACCUUUAAUUGAUUUUGAUUCUUUAAUUCCUGAAGGAUUAGUUGAAGAUCAGAUGAAAUUACCUAACUAUUGUUACAAAUCAGGUGAAGAACUGUUGAUGGAUUAUAUUAGUUUUCCGAAUAUUGAUGAAAGAAUCAUUGAAAAGUCUAAUUCGUUAAAUCUCCCAGAAAAUAUGGAAAACGAUGGAUUUCCAGAACAGAAAGUUCUUGCUUUUCUUGCUGAGAAAGUUUCAGAAUUAGAUUUUAGUGUUAAAACUAACGAAGAAUUGUUAAAUUGUAUUUUCACAGUUUGUUAUUGUAUUUUGAGGGAAUACGUCAGUGUUAAUUCCAUUUUUGAUUUUGCAACACAUAUUUCAGAAAUUGAUCAACAAUUUUUAUAUUGUAUUCCAUUUGAUGUCAACGAUCGUCUUAAAGUCUUUUAUUCACGAUUGAUUGAGAAGAAACAUCUUUCUAAUUUCCUUUCUUUUUUGUCAUCAUCAUCAGAAUUUCUUAAAAUUACAUAUCAUCCAUUUUCAUUGUUGCAUUCACCAUCAUUCAUCUGCGAAUUCAUUCGAAUCAUCACAAACUUCGAAAAACACGUCUUUUCCAUUCGAUUUGAUUUUAAUGACUUCGAAGAUAUUUCAAUUCCAAACAAUUCUACAAAUUCUAUCUGGCAAUUAUACAAACGAUUGGAAACAAAGAUCUCAUAUAAUAACUAUGACAUGCGUUUAUUUUCAGAAUAUUUCCUUCUUUUGUCCGAUUUUGUUGAUGAUGGUUUUAUUUGUGGGAAUUCAAGCGAAAUGUUUGAUUCGUUUUGUAUUUUCCCACAUCAAGAUAUUGUUGAAAUUGACUCUAAAUAUACCGGUAAAUAUCGAAUUGCGGAAUAUUUUGUCAAAACAACAGUUGAACAUAAAUCACAUGAAUAUUUCUUAGAAAUUGCAUAUAAAUCAAGAGAAAUUCGAUGUUAUCUCCCUAAUUCAUCAAUGACAAAUCUAUUUUCUGUUCUUAUUGUCUCACAAACAUUACUUGGCAUUUCAGAAUUCGAAAUUGACAACCUUGAUAAAUGCUUAGAUUAUUUAUAA
Trichomonas vaginalis G3 is the source of this 2136-nucleotide messenger RNA. RefSeq lists its product as uncharacterized. Bases 1 to 2136 code for a protein of 711 amino acids. The transcript has a single exon. The record is from RefSeq and is a predicted model, not a curated record. Lineage: Eukaryota; Parabasalia; Trichomonadida; Trichomonadidae.